Verruconis gallopava is the source of this 3306-nucleotide messenger RNA. RefSeq lists its product as uncharacterized. NCBI's taxonomy places the organism in Eukaryota, Fungi, Ascomycota, Dothideomycetes, Venturiales, Sympoventuriaceae. Gene Ontology annotation, molecular function: ATP binding; protein serine/threonine kinase activity. Bases 1 to 3285 code for a protein of 1094 amino acids. Gene Ontology annotation, biological process: peptidyl-serine phosphorylation; peptidyl-threonine phosphorylation. The transcript has 4 exons. The record is from RefSeq and is a predicted model, not a curated record.
AUGGCUAGUCCAGGUCGAUCACCGACGUCUGCGUUCUCCGAGACUCCGUAUCUUGACCCAAGCUUUGAGAAGCAACUCGAAGCGCACACUCUUCGAACGUACGGGGAUGGAGAGGAAUACGUGCGAAUAUAUUCUUUGACAAAAUGGCUGCGCACUACGGCUCCCGAGACCGGGCUAACUCCACUCUUCCGAAUCCUGCAGAACGUGUACAGAGGGCGAGGCAUCAAUUACGACACGGUGAUCAAACCGGAUAAGGAGUGGAAGCGCGUCGAUAUCGUCUUUUGUAUCCUACUGAAGAUUGGGCAACCGCAAUUCGUGACCAAGUUCCAGCACGCUGGUAUCGUAGAUAGGGAGCUCCCAAUGUCACGUGCUGACAUGGUCGACAAGCUGUACAAGCAAAAAGUUGCCGACAUCAAGAAGAUGUCCGACAAUGACAUCAAUAUUCUGGCUGCGGAAUUUUACAAGUUGCAAUGGAUGUUCAAACCCCACGUUUUUUGCAUCGACGACCCCAAUCUGGAUUAUAAAGCGGUCCUACCAAUCCGGAGCAAGCAAGCGCUGGGUCGCGAGACGAAUGGUCGGGCAAAAGAGAAGAAAGGUGGGACCGCACACGUGUACCGUAUCACAGUUUUAGAGGAAUUCGUGGAUAAGGAGAUUAGAGAUAGCCUGCACGAGAGCUGCUACUAUGAUGACACGUCAGAUGAAGAGCUCGGCCCGGUCAAAGUGUGCCAACUUGUCGUCAAGGAAUACACCAACGACUCAGACAAUGCAGAAGCUCUCAGGGCAUGGAACAACGAAAAGGCCAUCUUCGAGCGCUUCAAGGGCAGCAAAGUCAAAGGCGUGGUGAACUAUUUCGGCAGCUUUACCAAGUGGAUUAGGCCGGAGUCAGACACGGGCGACGAGAGCCCAGGUCUUGAGAAGAGUGCUCGUAGAAACCCUGCAAAGGCUAAGCUGUUCAUCCUGCUCGAGUUGGCAGAAUACGACAUGAGCGACUUUCUCAAGAACAAGUCUCGGCUUACGUUACCUGCACAGAUCAAGUCGUUCUGGAUAAACCUUUUUCGGCUCGCCGACGCACUGGCAGAAUUGCACCAGUACUCGGUGAAGUUCGAAGGCAUCACCAUCAAUAACCGUGCCCUGCAUGCUGAUAUCAAGCCCUCAAACAUUGUCAGCGUGCAAGGACGGUGGAAGUUGGCGGACAUGGGCUACGCGCGCAUGAUGGGCACGAAUGAGACGAUCCAAAUAUACGGCUACACCCAUAAUUGGGGAGCCCCUGAAGUUCACCCAGGCCGUGAUUCCCGAAAGCCAGUCAGUACCGCCAUCGACAUGUGGUCUCUUGGGUGUAUUCUCUCUGUCGCCGCUACUUGGCUGGUUCUUGGCGCCGACGAAGUCAAGGUUUAUGAUCAGGUGCGCGUCAACUCUACGAUGCUGCGCAAAGCCAAGCUUCCUGAGAAGCAAAGUCCUGGUAACUACUUCCAUGACGGCAGCGACCCACUCCCAGAGAUUUCGCAGUGGCACAAUUUGUUAAAGGCCUGUUUGUGCAUCGGCGAUUUUAUGACAGCGGACGUAAUUGAUCUGGUCGAGAAGGAGCUGCUCGUUGCUGAUCCCGAGAAGAGGGCAACUGCACAUAAGUUUUCCAGACUGUGCCAGGAUCUGGAGAGGAAGUGGGCAAGCCGUGCUCGAGAGCAUCUUUCCAUUGACCCUGUGAUACUAGCAGCUUUCAAGGAUUACAACGAGCGUAAAACUGAAUACGGCAUGCUCGAUGGCAUAAGCGAGCCAUUCAAUGAUGAAAGGCAUACUUCGCCAGAGGCGAAGAAGAUGGCGGCCCUAGGUAAAGAAAAGGCCAUCCAUAUUAAGAAGGACGAGGCGAACAAAUUUUUCGAGAAUGCAAUCCAGGCGGCGAGCCUGGAAGCCGAGGUGAAUAAAGUCAUUGAAUGCAUCGAGGAGUCAAAGCAAGCAGACGAGGUAGCGCUUCAAGACCGUAAGCCCAGUAAGCUGAGGCUUGACACCGCGGUGGCGACAGAUCUUCAUCUUGGCGCGACCCAAAGCUACCGAGCCGUGAGUCCGGCCUCUUAUCGUCUCUUGCGAUCCGAGAAGAGACGUCCCUUGCAACCAGAGAACGUCUUCCAAGCACGGGCCGCUCAUAGAAGGCAAAAAGACAAGAUGUGGAACGGCAAGCCUGAAUUCGCUUCUAGAGAGGAGAAGCUGAAGCAGAAAUACAAAAACCGAGACAUUAUCUUCUUGCUUGACAACUCCGAGUCCAUGUCCGAGUACUGGGCCGAGGCUCGCGAUCUUCUCAAGGUUCUUCUCAGGAAGUGCCAUAAAUACGACGACGACGGCGUUGAGGUCUUGUUCACCGGGAACGCGGAGGUCAGGCUCUGUGGCAAAAAAGUGGACCAUUUGAUCCACAGCAUCGACAGCGGUCGCUACGACCCACGCAAUUACUCCGUUAACAUAGCGACCAGACUGGAUCAGAUUUUCCGCGAAUAUGAGGAUCCGAAGCGAAGGGCGACGAAGAAAUGGCGACCGUCGUCAGGUGCUUUGACAAAAAAGUCCGACCACAGUCCGAAGCCAGCAACGCUGAUCUUCUUCACAGACGGCAUGUGGAGAGGCUGCGACAAAGUCGACGUUAGCAACACGAUUAAAGAGUUUCUGCAGAGGAUUCAGCCUGAUCUUAAGACUACCGACACGCGCCCCUUCACUAUAGAAUUUGUCCAUUUUGGCGAGGAGGCCGAGGCCGCAUUGUAUUUGGACUACUUGGACGACCGUCUGUGCAACGAGGAUGACGGGAUGCUAGACGUCAUCGACACAGAACCCGCGCGAGAAGACGUUUAUAAGAUGCUGCUCGGCAGCCUGGAUCCAAGGUAUGACAGGCUAGACCAAGGCAUCGCAGACGAUGAAAGUGAGCAAGGAGAAAGCCUUAAGGGGGGCGGCGCUGUCUUCAUUAAUUCGACUGCUUCUCCACUUCCAACUAAGGUACCAGCAGGUAGCAAAAGGAAGCGAGGUUUGUUUAGCCGAUGCCGCGCUGCCAUGGCCAUUUUAUUUGACGGGGACACAUCCCAGGAGAGUGUAUCCAACGCCAACAAGCCCAAUGAGCAGAUGGAGAGAACAUCCACGUCCCAGACUCACGAGCAAGUCUCUGUAGCAUAUCUGCAGGCUGGAGCAGGUUCCAAAAGCAGCGAUGACGCUGUGCAACUGGCACAAUCUAACAUAGAGCAACCGGCAAUUAAAGUGAAUGGCACCGAUCCGAGGGCCACCGAAAGGCCACCAGGAAGCAGCGCAGAGCCCUAGCGACAAACCGGGCGGAAUCUU